AUGAGUUCGUUCCACAACUUGGUGCUACAGGCAAAGAAGGCGCGCUCUGUCAUCAAUUACAGAGGGAGGAAAUCAGAUGCCAAGAAGAAUAAUCUGUCCAAGCACGCUGCAGGUUCAUCAUCAGUGUCCUCGUCAGUGUAUGUUGAAUGCCCCUCUGUGGAGCUAGUUCCGACUUCUUCCCCCUGGGAUCUCCUCCCAGUCGAGAUUCAGAUCAAGAUAUUCGCCCACUGCGGUGUCACGGAUUUCCUACCAUUAAAGCUUGUCUGCAAAUCGUUCUAUCUGCUGCUUAACUCGCAGGAACAAUGGAUUACCCGGCAAUACCUCCGUCAACGUCGCCAUGGAACACUUCCAUCCCCAAUAGAUAGCGAAAGAACAUAUACUCGGAACCCGGAGGAUGAUGCAGUGUUGUUAUCGGAUUUGUUUCCACCAGCCAAAAGCGCUAAGGGUGGUCACAUAUACACUUUCAAGUAUAUUUCCGGCCUGCGUCGCCGGCAGACGCUUUGUUCAAGGCUUUGCUGCUACCUUGCAGACCGUGUUAUGGAUCGGUUUGUGCACAGCGAACCGGCGUUUAUGAAAUCCAUGUUCACCUCCAAAGCUGAGCGCUGUGUCUUCGUGCAAAGGACUACUGCGCGCUUAUGGUUUCAUCUCGCUCCGCUCAUGUAUUAUACACUAUACUUCCUUGAAACCUAUGCUCUUGCCAGGCGAGAGCAGACUAACGUUCUUCUGCGUGACUGGGAAGCCGGACGCUUGCCAGUUCCUGUACCCCCACACAUCCGUAAAGCCAUGUACCGGGACUUGCAAGUAAAGAUAAUCAGAUCACCCCCUUUUACUGACACCCCUACCCUCAUAGCCACACAUCACUGCAUGCAACUUCUAGUCUCAUACUUGCGGUACACUGUACCACCGGAUGAGCCUACGGUUUCGGAUGACAGUUGGAUUGGAUCGUUGCUUACAGUAUCGCCGUUCCUCCGAAUAGUGGAGUACUUCUCCGCUGAGAUCGGGGAUGGUGGCAAUCAGCGGAUGCAGCGAAAGGACUUCAUGCACAAUUUUCAUAAUGAUAUUACAUUAAAUGAAAAGGACGACAUCAACAUGUUGGUCUUCCAGAAUGCCCCGAAUGUGCAUCUGCAUGGUUCCGUGGAAGAUGUCUGGUUCGAUGUUGUGAAGGAGGAAUUGGCUUUACGAAAGGCGGCGCCGCAUCAUGCAGAGCGCGUCAUGGUUUGGACAGGAUUGCCUGUCCUAUUCAGCUGCCAAGACUGUACCACAAUGGCACAAACAAGCCUACUAAACACCUCGUGGAUACUCCACCGUCUCUCCCCUCUUCACCACGGAAGAGACUUCGACAGCCUUGUCAACAACCCCGCGGCUCUGAAAUUCUACGCGACCAGACUGCGCGAUCAGUUGACCGCAUCCUCCUUCCCGCUUGCCCUCCAAUCCAGCGGUCCAUUGCCCACGACAGACGACGAUUCCCUCUCCCGAACCGGCGCGCUGCAAUCCUGCACCUGGGAAUCCAUAUCCAGUCUCUCAUUCUCAGAUACUGGACAUGAACGAGGAGGAAUCCUCGUGAAGCUGGAGUACGAAAACGCAACAUACAAAGCAGCUCUUCUUACCUUGUCCUCUCUUCCUGCAUUCCAAACCGAAGCCACUUCAAAACCUCGCACUCGAACGCGCUCUCAGACUCAAACACAUGCUACGCACCUACCGCUCCUUCUGACCCGCUUUCCUGCCCCUCUCCGACAGACCUUCGUCUCUUUUCUGUCUUCGACCUUCGACACGUACUGUUCUCCGCUUCGUCUUCCCUCGCGAUUUAUAGGCACAGCCUUGAACACAUACAUAAACACAUUGAACUCCGAAGAUGGAUCCGGGUCUAUGGACGUAGUCGAGAUCGUCAAAGAGCUUCACCUCACUCUAUCGUUUCCUGCCUCUGUUUCGCCAGAUUUGCGUACAUUGAACGUUACGAUACCACGGGAUUCACUGGGCGGGUUCCUUGAUGUUGGAAAUAACGGAACUGGAAGUGAGUUGAACGUUCUGGCUGUUCUCAGUUCAUACUUGGAAGAGCAUUUGGCAAUGAAGUUUGAUUUGAGCGGUGGCAAUGCUGAGCCCACCCCCAAGGAGCAAGAUUAUGUGCGGCUUUCACGGAUCGCCUGCGGGGGGUUCGUGCUCGGUGGAGACGGGAAGCUCAAGCUGGUUGCUGCACCUCCAGUAGGCGACAACGAUGGCUCGAAUACCGCUGCUGAUCGGAAAAAUCUUCUUGCAUUACGGGCUUGUGAGGUGUUGCUUUCCGAUACCUUGCGUAGGGCUGAGAUGAGCGAGGACGAGAACCAGAAAUCCUGA
Molecule: messenger RNA, 2331 nt
Organism: Aspergillus welwitschiae
Lineage: Eukaryota; Fungi; Ascomycota; Eurotiomycetes; Eurotiales; Aspergillaceae
Product: kinetochore complex Sim4 subunit Fta1-domain-containing protein
Exons: 5
Coding region: 1-2331 (776 amino acids)
Molecular function (GO): protein binding
Source: RefSeq, a predicted model, not a curated record